AUGUCCAGCUCGGCGCAUCCCGACGUGUACGAGCCGACGCGGCCACGGCGCGCGUCGCGCUCGCCCUUGAGCUGCAACCCGAACCACCUGCCCGUGUCGGACGACCCGGACCUGCAACAGUUUUACAACGCGCUUCGCGUGCGCGACCACACGCCGCAUGUCUCUGUGAUCCCGACGUCGCAUGCUAGCGUGAAGCGCCCGACGUCGCAUGUGCCCAAGAAGCACCGGGACGUCAUGAGCAUCUUUGGCGAACAAGGCAUGGUGCUCGACGCCGCGACGCCCAGCAACAGCUUGCACUCGACGCCGACAAGCAGCUCGUCGGCGCUCCACUCGCCAUCGCUAAUGCACGGCGACAUGCUCGACUCAUCCCGCGACACGAUUGAAGCGGGCUUGAACCUUGUCUAUGGCGCCGCGUCGCUGAAGGGCCAGCGCGCCGUCAACGAAGACCGACACAUUGCCGCAACCGAGACCAUCCACGACAGCACCGUCGGGUUCUUUGGCGUCUUUGACGGCCACGGCGGCACGAAAGUCUCCGAGUACUUGGCCGAGAACCUCCACACGACGUUCUUUACCCACUUGACGCAGCGGCCGCAGCCGACGCUCGCGUCGCAGCUCGAAGAGGCCAUGCUCUACACGGACAAUGCCAUCUACGAGGCCAACGUCGAGCACGGCUCGACCGCCAUCUGCCUCACGGUCAAGGACGACGUUCUUGCCGUCGCGUCGCUCGGUGACUCGCAGGCCAUUCUGUGCACGAACGACGGGCACGCACUCGACCUCUGCCUCUCGCACCGGCCCACCGAGGCGUCGGAGAUUGCGCGCAUCGUGGCGGCCAAGGGCACGGUCGUGAACGGACGCAUCUUUGGCGUCCUCGGCGUCUCCCGCGCGUUUGGCGACAACGACUUCAAGACAUCGCGCGGGACGUUCAAGGCCAAGUUCAACGGCGACCUUGUCGGCGGCGCGCCGCACGUCAUCCAGCGCCCGCUCUCGCCCGCCGACGAGUUUGUCGUGCUCGGUUGUGACGGCCUCUUUGACGUCAUGACGCCGGACGAGCUCGUCGCGUACGUCCGCCCGCGCCUCUCGCUGCAAGGCGUCCAAAAGACGUGCGAAGACAUGCUGCAGCACGCCCUUCGCCUCGGCUCGACCGACAAUGUGUCGGCGAUUAUUGUCAAGUUUCACCACUACUAG
Molecule: messenger RNA, 1185 nt
Organism: Saprolegnia parasitica CBS 223.65
Lineage: Eukaryota; Oomycota; Saprolegniomycetes; Saprolegniales; Saprolegniaceae
Exons: 2
Coding region: 1-1185 (394 amino acids)
Biological process (GO): protein dephosphorylation
Molecular function (GO): cation binding; protein serine/threonine phosphatase activity
Source: RefSeq, a predicted model, not a curated record